AUUUGUAAGGCGUAAGGAAAGCACGUUGCACAUAUUUAUAGCCUCUCGAUUUUUUCGUCAAUAUUUUCACAAUUCCCAGAAACAUAAUUCCUUGUUGUUAUAUACAAAAUAUUUAAUGAACAUUUAGAUUGGCUGGCCCAGUGUCCUCCAUAUUUUCAACAAGACCAAUUCAUAGUGUUCUCUGGGCACUACUGCCAUGAAAGUGUAAGCAAGUGUGUGUCAUCAACAGGUCUAUUUAAGGUAAAUAUUUAGCGUUGAUUAUUAUACUUUUCGCGUAUACGUACGUAAACACUUGGCUGGAGUAAGUUGUUAGCAGUGGUGCAAGUGCAAGUGUUGUUAUUGUAAUACAUGCGAGUGUUAUUAAAGAAUAAAUCAAAUUAUGAAACUAUCGUUUAUUAUCGUCGGUAUACGUUAGCGGUUUGCUAACCUGAAUCCCUACCUACGAACCAGUGUCUUGCUUGAUACCGAUACUGGAUAAGAAUAUCAUCACCAUUUCAAGAUACUACGGCAUUUGGUCAGCGUUGUAAUAUUAGCUAAAACUGAGCGAGUGUGAAGAACUCGUCACAGUGUAGAGAAGACAGUGCACGAAGCAACAUCUUUUUUUCAAUUUGUGUUCAACAUAUCCCAUCAAUAUUUUCAUACAAUAAACUGAAAUACAGAUAGUUGAUAAAGUUUGUCAAAAUUUCAUCAAAAUUCAUAAAAAUUGAACCAAGCAGCUUCUACAGUUCUGGAAACCCACGUUGUUCUUUUUGCCAUCAUCAUUAUCAUCAUCAUAAAGUAACAUUAGUGCUGUUGUUAUCUCUGAGACGAUCAACGGAAGGCGAUCCAACCAAGAGAGUUGAAUUGCUUAUAGGAGCACCUUGAGAACACCUAAAGUGUAAGAUUACUCUUCGAGUGAUGUAAAUAUAACACGUCUCAUUAGGGAGCAUAUACGAGAAGCAUUUCAACAGUUGAAAAAUUAUUAUUGCACACACAUAGUCCUAAUUGUUGUAGGCCCAGCUCCGGAGUCAGAGUGAGUUGCAAUAAGUUAAAACUACGUGUAAAAAAAAGUACUCGUGCACAACUAUUAUAAAUUUUGCAAGAGGAAUGUAAUUUUCAUAACUUGGCCAAAGGCAAGACAAGAAUAAGAAGGACACUAAAUACUAAACAUUUCUUCCUCCAUACUGCAAACGUACAUAUGUACAGAAUGCAGUAAUGUAAUGACACACCUUAUGUUCACUUCCUCAACUGCUUCCAAUUCAUGUCAAGCGCUAGGCCGUCAUGUUCAAGAGUCGAAACUAUAACAAACUUUAAUAACCAAGCCGAGUUGAAAAUGUACAGAAAAAAAUUUACUAAAUAAAAAGUUCAAAAAGCAUUAUUUAUCCCAAUUUAAAAUUAAUGUUGACAUUUUAACAGCUUUAAGUGUAAUCUACUUGUGAUUCACUCAUGUAAUUAUUUUAUCAAGACAUUAAUCUCGAGAUCGGAUUUAAUUGUGACGUUUGACAACAUUCUAAUUCCUUUGGCUGUCAACAAUAGCUGGGCUUGAACCAGGAUCUGCAUUACAUUUUGGAUUACCAAUAAACAUGUGAAUGAACUUGGAGCAACAAAGAUCUCUGUUUCCACAACUGCCCACACACAUGCACACACACGACAUCCCAGCAGAGAGGUGGUUACAUAGUUAAAUGAUACGUGUGUAUUGUUCCUUCCUUCGCACCACGGAACGUUUAUAAAGUGAACUUUAGUUGAGUGAAAUAAAAUAUAAUCCAAUCCAAUUGACAAGUCUGGAGCUAGCGAGUGAUUGAAAACUUCAUUUAAUUUCAUUGAAUGCAUACCAGAUGAACGUCUCAAAUGAGUGAAUUAGUUUCACCGUGGAAAGAUACCUUUGUCAUAUCCCUUUAAUUGCACGCACAUACAUCAUUAUCAACUCAGAACCGUUUAUAAUCAACCCAAUACAGCCACGCUGACUGAUACAGAAACGAUUUUGCGCCUGAUGUAACGUGUAUGAAUGCCAAUCCUAUGACGAAUUCUUGAUCAAAUAUAAUAUAAAUACAAUGGACCCAGCCCCAUGAUAAUAUGAUAUUGUGAGAUAAUUCAUCCUCCAAACGUUCAUCAUACAGUACAUGCUCCAAAGUUGCAGUAAAGCUGACUAAAGUUUACAAAUACUUUGCAUUUUCUAUGCAGAUCUUUAUUAAACAUAACAACACUAAUAAUAAUACAGCUUCAUGUCCGUGUUCAAUGUUUUGUCUAUGUAAUUGUGCAGAGCAGAGAUUCAAACAACCUGCUCCUCAGUAUUGACAUUAUUGAACCACUGCACAAAAGCAGGGCUCAAGAGGAGAUGAAAAACGCAUCAUGAUGACUUUGACUGAUUGUGCUGCUCGUUAUUAAAGUAUUUCAGUGGUGACGGCGUCAUCAGAGAGCGAGAGAGAGAGUGACAAAUUUAAAUGCCAUAGGUCUCUCCAUUCAUGAAACUCAUUGUGACGACGACGACGAGAACAAAAUGAGCCUGGAGUAUCAAAAAGUUUAUAAUAGUCAGACGCACCCCGGUGAAGAUGAUCAGUCAGAGAAAGGGAUUUCCCUGUGCACGGACUAUUACGCCAUUAAUAUGUGCACAUCUUCUCCUCCUCCAUCUCAAUCUCCUCGCCGAGAUCACUAUCAACGACUGAAGCAGAAUGCACCACAAACUCAAGUCUCCACUAUUACCAAAGUGUUUCUCAGAUUAGAAGCCUCAACUGGUGGGCAUUCAUCCAGAUCCCCAAGAAGAAUGAAGUGCUGUGAAGGGAGCUUAUCAAUUUUACCCAAUCACAACGUUUGGUGGACGUGUUUCUUUUGUCUUGGACUCUUGCUACUUUGCGUUUCUUGUCCUGUGGCAGAUGCUGUGGGGAAUCUUGUGGGUAUAUCAGGCUCAUCUCAAAAAUGUGAUAAUGAAGGAGAAGUGUUUCCUUUGCCUGGGUCCAUCGAGAAUCCUUGUUUCACGUGUUUGUGCAGGCAUGGGCGAGUGGAAUGUGAAAAACAAUCAUGUCCAAGUCUACAGGGAUGUUUUCUCAUCAUGUCUGGGCAGAAGGACGGAUGCUGUGAAGUUUGCAAAGGUUGCAAAGUCAACAACGUCACGUAUCCCAGUGGGAAAGAAAUUACGGAAAAUUGCAUUACGACGACCUGUAUCGCAGGAGUAUUGACGCGAUCUCAGGUGCAGUGUUUUCAUUCCUGUACUCACCCGUCACCCCCAAAGUCUGGGAGCUGUUGCCCUACUUGCGAAACUUGCAGUCUGAACGGAAAGGACUAUGCGGAUGGUGAAGAAGCAACGUUGCCUGGGGACCCCUGCGUUCUGUGUCGAUGUGUCAAGGGUUCAAUGCAAUGUUCCAAGAAAGCAUGUCCUGUCCUGUCCUGUCCAGCGUCUGCCACAUAUUUGGAAAAGGGCGAAUGUUGUCCCCGAUGUAACGGAUCAAGGACUCGCUACAUGCCUCGUACGGUAUGCCUAUUAGGAGAGAAAGUCUACCCGACAGGGACAUCAUUUCGGCUAGACACAUGCACCAACUGUACCUGCAUGGACACUACUGCCGUAUGUGACAGAUUGUCAUGCCCACCCUUGGAAUGCGACGCGUCACAUCAGGUCUUGACGCAAGGAUCAUGUUGUGCGAAAUGCGAAAGUUUUCAAAAAUGUUCUUCACCACACGGGGAGAACGGAGAUCGAUGGACAGUGGACAGUUGCCGAAGCUGUGCAUGUGAGGAUGGUAAGGUCAAGUGCGCAGAGCAGAAAUGUCCGAAAAACUUACCUUGUCCUUGGGGCUACAAGCUCAAAUAUGUUUCUGGAAAAUGCUGCCCAGAGUGCGUUGGAGAGGAUGGAGUCUGCACUGUGUUUGGAGAUCCUCAUUAUCGAAGUUUCGAUGGCAGAGUAUUUAAUUUCCAGGGAGCUUGCAAAUACAUGCUGACAGCGGAUUGUAAGGGGAAGAGUUUUUCUGUACGAGUGCGUAACGAUGCCCGCGAGUCUCGAGCGUUUUCAUGGACGAGAACUGUGACCCUGAAAGUGAGGGAGGGACGAAUCACGAUGGGGCAGAGGAUGAGGAUUAAAUUCAAUGGAAAACGCGUUGCACUUCCUUUUAUCCAAGAAUCCCUCAAAAUUACCCAAGACGGGUAUAUUGCAACAGUUGAUACUGGAAUUGGCCUAAAAUUGCUCUGGGACGGUGACAGCUUUUUGGAAGUUUCCGUCCCUCAUGCCCUCCAAGGGCGUCUUUGUGGCCUAUGUGGAAAUUUCAACGGAAACAAAUCUGAUGACUUUAUGGCACGACAAGGAGGUGGCCCAGUAAGUCAUCCCAGUGCAUUUGGACAAUCGUGGAGGGUGGGAGGAAAAAAGGCAUGCAGCAGAGAAGAAGUGAAAGGUCCUGAACCAAUUUGCAAAAAGAAUUGGAAGACAAGGGUGAAAGCAGAAAAAUCCUGUGGUGCCAUUCGCUCCUCUGUUUUUGCCCCUUGUCAUAAGACAGUUUCGACAGAGAGGUUUUACAAAUCUUGCAUGCUUGACAUGUGCGAAUGUCCCUUGGGAAGAAAAUGCCACUGUGAAGUAUUAACAGCGUUUGCUCGUGCUUGCGAGAGAGCCGGGGUUCAGAUUCUAGAUUGGAGAGAAGCCACAGGUUGUACCCACAAGAAGCGGUGGCAGAACUUUAGCUAAUUUUUUUGUACUUUACAUUUUAUUACGAAACAAAAGGUCUGCAUGUAAAACGAUAUUCUCCUCUUUAGUAACAACAACUAUUAGCCGUAUAUCAAAGUACCCUGUAGAAACUAAAAGUAGAAGACUUGAUUAUAAAUUUUACAAACUAUUACUAUUAUUAGAUAGCAUUUUACGAAUUCUAGUUAACAGUCCCGGCCGGAAAGCACACUUUAUACAAAUGUAUUUAAGUUUAUGUAUGUUUUAUCCUUUAUCAGCAUCUCGAUUAUCUUAUGAUCAAUAUACAUGAAUAAUUUUAAGAAUUUAUUAUUCACAAUAACUUUACUCGUAUACCUUGGAAAGAUUUAUUUUAAUAAUUAUUUAUUUGUAUGUAUAUAUUAUUAUUUGUAAGUUUUUACAAUAUUUGCAAUGUGUGUAACUUGCAGAUUUUAUUUUUAUUUUGCACUUUUAUGUUUAUUCAGUAAUUCUUAAUUUAGUUUUAUUUUAUUUAAUGAAAAAUGUUUUUUUCAAGCCGCAACCUGAAGUAAAUAAAUGAACCGUUAAGACUGCAUACAAACAAAAUUAUUCUCUCGAAAGUAGCUUUAUUAGUAGUAACCAGUUAAAAAUUAUUGAGACUGUAUGUUAUAAGAAAUUUUAAUUUUCUCCCAAACAAAUAUAUAAUAACACAACUACACUAUUGUUUCACACACCACUCUACGUACGGGGUCAUAUAAAAUGAUCAUCUACAUUUGUAGAACAAAAGUAUUUUCAUAUAUUAUAUACCUUAUAAA
This is a messenger RNA of Folsomia candida, 5406 nucleotides long. It is a transcript of the gene cv-2, whose product is annotated as BMP-binding endothelial regulator protein. Gene Ontology annotation, molecular function: protein binding. Bases 2477 to 4639 code for a protein of 720 amino acids. The transcript is spliced from 17 exons. The record is from RefSeq and is a predicted model, not a curated record. NCBI's taxonomy places the organism in Eukaryota, Metazoa, Arthropoda, Collembola, Entomobryomorpha, Isotomidae.